UCGUGUUGGACGUGAAUUCGCCGAGCAGCGUCGCCGCUUAUUGUGGGAUCCUUUAUUGGCCAAGUGUUUUGAGUCCUGCCAGUGUGUUGUGAAGAUUUCUAGAGAUAGUCGUUUUUCCGGGUGGUGCGCGUUUGUUUUUAAUUCGAACGUGUGUUAUGUUAUAAUACAGUCCAAUCUCGGGCAAGUGUCGUGGUUUUCCAAAGGUCAGCCCGGCCGACGUAAAGCGUGAAGCGUUUUAAUUUACGAUCAGAAGAUUACUAAAAUCUCCAGACGGUAGUCGGUUCUGUGCGAGAAUACGUGAUUGAUUUACGACAGACAUAGUUCUUCGCAGUAAAUCAUUGACUCGGGGCGGGUAAAUCAAACGGCACUAGUCCAAGAACCGAAAAGCAAGAAACUGUUCUCACGUGCGUUCAAGUUGUCCUAAGCGGUGAAAGAUUUAGGGACCGCCCCUUGGCGCGCGGUCUUUCACGAAGUGAGUGUGUCGAUGUGCUUCACCUAUCAACUGUGAGCCCGCCGGGAGCACGAAGAAUUUUCAACGCCCAGUGGGUGUGCGAAAGAAAAUCCCGAAAUUGAUGAUUCACGCUGUAUUGAGAAAUUUUAAUUGUGGCUGCGGUGAAAAACGACAUUUGGGCAGCACAGAAGUGGAAGUUGUGAGCGGGAUGUUUUGAAAAGUCGCUAAGCACAUAAGUAAAUUGGGGCCGCAAGUGUUGAAGGGUGUUGAACAGAUACACCUUGUUUAGCAUUGAGAGAAAGUCUUGCGAAGAAAUAUUUUAGUGAAGUAGCGAAAAAGUACACAGUUAUAUUAAUUGGAAAUCGACAUUUGUAAUUAUUGUGGUGAAAGUGUAAAAGUGAUCAAUAUUUAACGCAAGUGAUUGUCAAAACAAAAGUUGUUUCCAAAGUUGUAUGCUGCCAAUAUAAAAUUAUAUAAAAAGAACAAAGAAGCGCGUGGUUUAUCACACAGAAAUAAACGAGACCAAAUUGCUUUAGACGACACAUAUCUAACAGAUUACACCGUCAGGAUGAAGAUGUCAAAGUUAUCCAAUCAAACCAAUUCGCAAGACCCGCAGGCGGUGAACUCGCGAGUGUUUGUCGGAAAUUUGAACACAUUUCAGUGCUCCAAGACGGACGUCGAACGGAUGUUUCAGCGCUACGGACGUUUGGCAGGAAUAUCAAUGCACAAGGGCUACGCCUUCGUACAGUUUACAAACCCCUUCGAUGCACGCAAUGCUUGCCACGGUGAAGACGGGCGAACAGUCCUUAGCCAAACAUUAGACGUCAACAUGGUAGCCGAACCGAAACCACAUCAAACGGGCAGAAAGCGGCAGAACAAAUCCAAAACCGGAAAUGAUUGGGACUAUUACUAUGACAGCUACUACGCAUCGACACUAUUCGGACCGAUCCAACAGCAGCCCUCGUCCCAGCCCCGACCCAUGAAACGACAACGAUUGAUGCCUCCGAGUCGAUUGCCUUUGGCGAGUAAAUUAAACGGCGCCGGCAUGCUGGCUGCAGGACCACAGGUACCCCAGCAACAGGCGCAACAUCCUUCGCAGCAGCAUCUUCAGCUGGCUGCCGUGGCAGCAACAAGUCCUUCAGCAGCCGCCGCAGCAGUCGCCGCCGGUCUGGGGAGCUACUAUGGCAAUGCGAACGGAUCGCUGGUCGUGAAUGGGCUGAGCAAUGGGUGCCUAACGAGCAAUGGCUAUAUCAACAACAACAGUUACCUGCUCAAUGGAGACGUCAACGGUACCAUGUCCAGCUAUACCAACGGACAGCACAUCGUGGGACCAUUCAAAGUAUACAGUAAUCCGGAUACAUUGAUUUGUGGCAAUUGCAGAGAAAUGUUCACCGAUUUGACCGAACUUUUGGAUCACAAGAAGUCCUACUGUAAACUGCGAUUCACAUGCAAGUGUGUUUCUCCAACUACCGUGAACAGAAACAAAACCAACCACCCAUCUGCGAAACUGCUCUGCGUGGCUUGCAAGGAUUCCUUUUCCAACCCGUGGGAUUUGAUGGUACACGCCCAGGCAGCCCACAUGGUAAACAUCUACGAGCUUGGCGACUCUUCGGAUGAAGAUAAAGCUUCCUCCAUGAGUUCAGACUCGCUCGCGGACCCCACUGUCAUCGAAUCCCCUAAGCGAUUGACCAACGGUUGCGAUAAUAACGGAGAUGUCAACGGAGUGCACCACGAUGGAACCGGGGACAAGUCUUCCGAGCAGAACGAGGAUUCCGACACUGGUUCCUGCAGCAAUGGAUUGAAAGAGGCCUCGUCCAUCGAAGACAUUCACCACGUGGCAAAUGGUCCUGGCGUGGCAGCAGCGAAGGUAAACGAUCACGCAACGUCCUGCAAUGGCGCAUCAACUAGCGCUGUUUCGCCGCUACAAGUCAACAGCAACGGUGGCGAUUUGCAACCAACACGUGCCUGCAUCAUGACUGCUCUCAGCAUAGAUACGAAAUCGAACCCAGACGCCACUGUUGCACUAAAAAUGGUCACUUCAUCGCUAGGAAUUUCUCUGACGAACGGAACGACUGUCGCGGCCGCUACCCAGUAAGUCACAUCCCGAGAGACUACUGUUACGUACUUACGCUGUUAUGCUCUUACCCAUUACGAAUGACAACUGGUGAACAAAAUAGCUUCAAAGGAUGAAACGUUUACCUACCGUUACAUUUUCGUUUCUGUAUUGGAGAAAGGAGCGAUUGAUUUGAAAUUGUAGUAAACCAUAUUUCUUAUGAGAUUACUGUAAAAUAUUGGACAACGUUUCUGUUUCUGUGCUAUUCUUAGAACUAUACAUAGACUCGCCCUAAUAUGUGAGUAAAAUUGUACAACCUUACGUAAAUAUAAGAAAACAACAGAUCAGCUGUUCUUCUAAAAAAGUAAUCGAAAAGUAUUACCCACCACAUAGAAGCGAUGGGUGACGGGAAAAGGAUUUUAUCAAAACACUAAAAAAAAGAAACACAACACAAAUUAAGAGCUUAUUGUCAACUUCGUUGAAUGGUAGGAUUUUCGCUGAUAAUGUUUGAAGGUGUUCCGUUGGAUUAGGAAUCGGCGAAAUCGGUAGUGUUACUCAAAGUAAGGUAGUUAGGAAAAAUAAUGAAAUUAAUCCAAAUGUUUUGUUGGUAAUUAAAAUCAAAGAAAAUUGACCGAUCAUGAUCGUUUGAAGUUUGUAUAGCGACACCCGAUAGCGGGUAGAAUUAUUCUCAAAUUCUGUAAAUCAAACUAAUUUGUAAUAAAACUUACUUGUACAUAUCAAAGCAGCGAACGAAACAGAAGGAACCUGGCACUGCGAUCGGAAUGUGGAACGAAACGUAUGAAUCCUAAAUAGUCGCAACGAAGGUAUUUACCGAUUGGACUGAAAUAUCUUCCUCGUAGCGGAUGUAAAUAAAAAUCCUGGCAUAGAAAAGGGCUAUCAUAUUUAAUGCACAUCGUUUAACGUGAACAGAAAGAAAAACUAACAUAAUCAAAAUAUAUAAUUCAAUGUCUAUCUAAUGA
This is a messenger RNA of Armigeres subalbatus, 3484 nucleotides long. RefSeq lists its product as uncharacterized. The record is from RefSeq and is a predicted model, not a curated record. Gene Ontology annotation, molecular function: RNA binding. The transcript is spliced from 10 exons. Lineage: Eukaryota; Metazoa; Arthropoda; Insecta; Diptera; Culicidae. Bases 1020 to 2546 code for a protein of 508 amino acids. Gene Ontology annotation, cellular component: nucleus.